Rhipicephalus sanguineus (brown dog tick) is the source of this 2014-nucleotide messenger RNA. RefSeq names its product chorion peroxidase. The record is from RefSeq and is a predicted model, not a curated record. The transcript has 13 exons. Bases 1 to 2001 code for a protein of 666 amino acids. Gene Ontology annotation, biological process: response to oxidative stress. Gene Ontology annotation, molecular function: heme binding; peroxidase activity. NCBI's taxonomy places the organism in Eukaryota, Metazoa, Arthropoda, Arachnida, Ixodida, Ixodidae.
AUGGCGUCGCUGCAGCACCGUGGCGACGCCUCAGUCUUGGCGACCUCGCCUUCCGAUGAGCAGCUGAUGGGCUUUGUGGAUUCAAGGACUUCUGCUAAGGCGAAGAUGAAAACGCAAAGAAGCGGAGUGCCUUGCAUCACGAGCGGUGGCUGCCCCUUCGCCACUAAACAAGCAGCUCAGAACGACUCGCCCAGGGAGGACGUGUUAAAGGCUGAGCUCGCACUGUGCUUCGAGGAAGCCACCCGAAGGUUCUUGACGAGCAUUCGGAACUCGGCGAACAUCACGGAUGGGCUCGAUGCUGAUUCUGUGACGGCGUCGAAGGUGGAAUGCGCGUCGUCACCGUUUUGCCGUCAUCGCGGGGUGAAGCGGUGCGACGCCUCGAAUCCUUUCCGCGAGGCCGACGGCAGGUGUAACAACCUCGAGCAUCCCGACUGGGGAGCUGCGGGAUCCUGCAUGAGGAGGCUACUGCCACCGGCUUACGCGGACGGCGUGAGCUCUCCGAGGGUGUCAGUGAAGAGUGGACGCGCGCUGCCCAGCGCUCGCCGGUUGUCCUACACCGUGCAUCCCCAGCGGACGGCCUUCGACAGGAUUUGGUCCGCCAUGACGGUGCACUUCGCGCAGUUCGUCACGCACGACAUCAGCGCAGCCCUGGUGGUCGACGAGGGAGGUCCCGAGUUCUCCCAGAACCUGGGACGUGACACGUACGAGUGCUGUGGCGCGAACUCUAAUUCGGACCCCGAGUGCUUCCCGAUCGACAUUCCGGCCGAGGAUCCUUUUUACAGCAGCUUCAGAAGACGCUGCAUGAACUUCAAGCGCUCGGCUCCGUGUCUCACAUGCAGAAUGGGACAUCGGGAUCAAGUAAACUUUGUUACGUCAUACAUUGACGGCUCGCCGGUUUACGGGGUUAGCGAAAAUCAGACACGAAGCCUCCGCCUUCUAAACAGUGGAGAUCGCAGGAUCAACCAGAACUCUGGUCUCCUGUUGAUGCACACGAUAUGGUUUAGGGAACACAACCGCGUCGCAAGAAAAAUGGCACAGAUCAAUCCUCACUGGGACGACGAACGACUAUUUCAAGUCUCGAGGAGAAUUGUGGAGGCACGUUUGCAGCAUAUCGUUUAUAACGAGCUCCUAAAAGAACUCUUGGGCCCUGAAGGUGUGAAACGGAACCAACUUAGUCCCUUACGCGAGGGUUACACCACAUACGACGCCACAGUGGACGCUACUGUCUAUAACGAGUUCACAACGGCGGCGCUUCGGCUGGGUCAUUCACUCGUCGACGCUGACAAUGAGACAUUAUAUUUGCCCGACAAGCGCAAGUUAUACUUACCAUUGCGACUCAACUGGUUUAACCCUUUCGCUUUCUACGAUGCUGACGUCAUCGAUGCCGUCACGGCCAGCAGGUUGCGCAAGCCGCCUCAGAAGAUUGACAGGUACGGCACGUACGCUGUGACCAGGCACGCAUUCCGGUUCCCAGACGGCCCCGAUCCGUUCGGCGUCGACCUGUUCGCAUUCGACAUACAGCGGGGUCGCGAUCACGGAGUGCGACCCUACGUCGACUACGUGCACCACUGCUCACCGGACGUCCGCCUGAAUGCAUUCGAACACCUGGAAAAGCUCAUGCCCAGGGACGCGGCGGAGCUUUAUGCCGGCCUCUACGCUGACGUCAGGGACGUGGACCUGUUUUCUGCUGGCCUGGCGGAGGGCACGCUGCCUGCGUCCAUGGUGGGACCCACGUUCGCCUGCCUGAUCGGCCCCAUGUUCCGGCGGCUCAAGUAUGGAGACAGGUUCUACUACGAACACGGCGGACAGGCUGGUUCUUUCACUCCGGGUCAGCUUAGGACAAUACGGCAGACGACGCUAGCCCAUGUAAUAUGUGCUAACAGCGACGCCAUUCGGGAAAUUCAACCCAGUGCACUCAGGCUCGAGAGACCUGGAAACAGAUUGACGGCCUGCUCGAAGCUCACCGAUAUCGACUUCCUGCAGUGGAAGGAAAUAAAAUGAGUCAACUGUUCAA